Molecule: messenger RNA, 4576 nt
Organism: Pangasianodon hypophthalmus (striped catfish)
Lineage: Eukaryota; Metazoa; Chordata; Actinopteri; Siluriformes; Pangasiidae
Gene: zdhhc1
Product: zinc finger DHHC-type containing 1
Exons: 12
Coding region: 679-2397 (572 amino acids)
Biological process (GO): protein targeting to membrane; peptidyl-L-cysteine S-palmitoylation
Cellular component (GO): endoplasmic reticulum; Golgi apparatus
Molecular function (GO): protein-cysteine S-palmitoyltransferase activity
Source: RefSeq, a predicted model, not a curated record
ACUACCGUAUCCUCCUCACGUCCCAUUCACGCCAAUUAUUCCGAUUCCAGAUUAUUUGUGUUGGAGUGGGUCUGCUUUUCGGCUGAGUUUGCAUGUCGAAGGGUAAAGCAGGAGUUUAGUUGGGAGGGAAAACUGUAGAAAGAUUUGCAUUAGCGUGGAGUUUGUGUGGGAGCUGCUCGCUGGGGAUUGGCAGGGUUUCAGUUCCCUCCUGAAGGGAAAACGGCUGCUUUAUCUGCCAUCAGCUGCAGGCUGAAGUGGAGUAAGACAUCUCUCUGGAUUCCUGUUCACCUGUAAACUGGAGGUUUGGAUAAGACAGCUGCGUUUUGCUCUUUUUGUCUUGAUCUUUUAUUAAAGCUUGAAUGCUGCUGGCUGAGUAAUAUGAGUAAUAAAGUUCUCCCAGCUGAGCAUGUCGCGUCUUCCUGACAUGCACGUGUAACUUCUGAGCAUGGAGAUGGUGCUUGUCAGCAAUCGUUACUUCAGGAAGAAAAAACCCAAAGCAUCAGCGGAGAAAGCAAUGAGCCGGUGAUGGACAACUACAGACUGGAAUCACUGUUAAUGGUAGAAGAUGGUGAGGACUGAAAUGAGGUGGAAUAAUUUACUGACACUCUGAUGGACAGCCACCAGUGAAUAAGCGAAUAGUACUGCCUCAGAGACAGGAGAACUCGGGUCCAUUCUCUCAUGGACCUGUGCAGCAGGAACCCAAACCGCACGGUGCCUGUGAGCGAUGGCGUGCCCAGACGAGCCGACGUACCCCUGUGCUCCAGGACAAACGGGUGGAGCUGGCCUCCUCACCCCUUCCAGCUGUUGGCCUGGCUUCUCUACCUUUACUUUGCAGUCACAGGCUUUGGAGUUUUCAUCCCUCUGCUGCCGUCACACUGGAUCCCGGCUGGCUAUAUUUGUACGGGCAUUACGUUCGUUUGUCACCUGCUCGUGCACCUGACCGCUGUCUCCAUCGACCCUGCGGACUAUAACGUCAGAGCAAAGAGCUACAAAGGACCACUGCCUGUGUUCGACCGCACAAAACACGCCCACGUCAUCGAGAACUGCCACUGUUACCUCUGUGAGGUGGAUGUAGGGCCGAAAUCCAAACACUGCAGUGCCUGUAAUAAGUGUGUGGCCAGUUUUGAUCACCACUGCAGAUGGCUGAACAACUGUGUGGGCAGCAGAAACUAUUGGGUUUUCCUGAACAGUGUCAUAUCCGCUCUGCUGGGCAUAUUUUUAAUUGUGAUCAUUGCCACAUAUGUUUUCAUCGAAUUCUUUUUGGAUCCAUCGAAGCUUCGAUCUGAUAAACACUUCCAGCAAGUGAAGAAUGAAUCUGUGGUGUGGUUUGUGUUCUUGCCGGUGGCUCCGGUUUCUACAGCAGGCCCAGCCAUCCCUGCACUGGCAGGAGUAACCAUCACGAUGGGGCUUCUUUCUUCAUUACUGCUCGGCCAUUUACUGUGUUUCCACAUCUACCUCAUGUGGAACAGGCUGAGUACAUACGAGUACAUCGUUCGACAGAGACAUCGACAGGAGACAAGAGACACUAACAAAGGCCCUUCAGGGAACGAGCCUGGAGUUCCCAAGAUGAACCUCAUCAAGGAUGUGAGCUACUCGGGUACUCUAGGCUACACCAAUCCCGAGAUGGAGGUGGAGGAUCCCACCACCAGGAGCUCACAUGGAAAUCCCGAGUUGUAUGGUAACGGCAGGAUCAGAAGCUCACUAGAAAGAAUGGCUGAAGAGGAGCUACUCCCUAAUGUGUCCACAGAGCAGAAACCAGCGCCUCGUCCUUCCAAAAACACACAGAAGAAAAAGAAGAAAGUGCGUAAAAUACCAGCAGAAGUGAUCAAUGACCGAGUCACAGAGAUGAGCACGAGCAGAGGCAUGGCACAUCAUUCAGCCGAGCAAGAGUCCUCCGUAGCCGCUGCCACUCUGUCCUCAUCCCUAAGCCAGCGCCUCCCUUUCCCAGCAUUCCCUGUGCGGGUGACCCUCCCCCCUCUGGCCCCUGUGCAGGCUGCCGGCCCCCCGGCUGAGUACCACUCUGAUUCCGCAGAGUCUCUGGAGGAGAUCCCCGUAGCUCUGGCACGCCUGGGCACUGCCACACCAGCACGGGUGCCCAUCACUACCGUCGGCCAUUCCUCCUCCACACAACGUGUUUUGCUUCAGCCAUUACCCUCUCCACAGCCCAGGACCAAAAAGAAGGCUGUGGCUCGCAAGGCUGCAGAAGAGAGAUUCGAGCUGGCAUCCCAUAAUCCUUUUGUGUUUGUCAGUAGAGGAAAUGGAGAGGCUACCUUAACUCUGGACGGCGGCAGAGCGGAGGAUGGACUCGGGUACGUGGGAAAACGCAAGCACACAAGCAAGAGGAGAGGCACAGAGGAGGCAAGACUCAGCUCCAGAUCAAACACACCGCUAGCAUAGGAAUACAAGUGCCAUGACUUACCUGGCUUAGCAAAAUGCUAGCAAAACUUCCCAGAGAUAAGCUGCAUCAUGUAAAAUACAAAUCCACUGGCACUACAAUCUCAGAUGUAGCAACAAAUGCCUCAGUUCACCUAUGCAACCACCACUGAGUGUAGGCUUUCGAACUGGAGUCUGAUGAAUCUUUUGAGAAAUUUCAUUUAGCAUUUCGUUUAUUUCAAUACAUUUUGCUAAUCACGUCUCUUGUAGCAUUGCACAAUUGUAUUUGUACAUUUUUUUAUUUAUCAUAACAGUUUUAUCAACUAUUAAUUCAUAUUGAAUGCCAAAGCUCAUAUAUUGUGUACAGUCUAUAGCAGAUUGAAAUAUCUGUUGACUGUUGCUCUAAACAUAUAUUCAGUGUUUUUUUUUUCUUCUUCCAUAAUUCUUAUAUGUUUAGCUAUAAUAUUACCAUUCAUGUUUUACAAUGGCACAUUUUCUUGUAUUAUGACCUACCUAGUUUAAUGUUUCGUUCUUACACUUCUUACGUUCUUACAGAAAUGACACUCAUUCCCUUGAUCAUGAGCCGAGUCCUAAAUAUCCCAAAUGGAGCCCUAAGCCCUACAGUCCUCCUCCAUGUCCACACUCUGGUGAUGUAGUUGAGGAUGUAGGCCUGUGGUGUGUGAGCGAUUCAGGCACAAAGAUGUAAAAGCAAGCAUUUAGGGGCGGUCCUUAAAAUUUCAUUACAUUCCAGUUGUGUUGGUUAACGAUGGCCGUUCAGUGAUUGCCAGAGGAGGGUCACAAAACUGCACAGUUAUUACUCACUCCGAUGCUUGUACUGAUUAUACGAGGAAAAAGUUCAUCAUCGUUUCGAAAGAACAUAUUGCCUAAAAUCAGACAGACGAAUUUAAAUGAUUGUGCGUAAUAAAUCUGUAUCUGUUUUCUUACCAGGAUUUGUUUCACAAAGCUAUUAUUCUUGUAAUUAUUCUAGUCUGUUAUUAUUAUGCCAUUUGAUGGCAAGUUUAAUAACUAAUAGAGGUGUAUGCAGGAAUUUUUUUUCCUGCUUCCAAAGGAUUUCAGAAUUUCUGAGGAUUUCUGCUCUUUCUGACCAAUCCCUGCAGAAAGUUUAAUCAGUCCCACUGUCUCGCACAUUUAUUAUUUCUGGCUAUAAUAUUUUUCUAAUAAAAUAAGCUAGUUCUAUUUGUCAAGCUAUAAACUAUUUAGUGAUUAAACCACUGUGACACUGACUAGGAUAACGUUCUUACUGACGAUGAAUGAAUGAAUGAAUGAAAGAACACAGUAAACACAUUGCACAGUGGUGUUCAAGCAUCCAGUAUGCUACUGUGUUAUAAAUGUGGCCUUUCUUCGUAUCUGUAUUUUGUUGGCUUUAACGUUGCUGCAUCCGCUUUGCCUCGCUCUUAACAAACCCAUCCACUGUGACCGGUCCUCAUAAAUCAUUGCAAAGUGUUUUAAGUAAGAGACAACUGCUGAGUCCAUUUUGCUGCUAGGCUUUGUUAAAGUGCACAGUAAAUGUGUAUAGUGAGCACUGUUUUGAAGCCAUAAAUAAGAAGUACAGCAUCUUGCAUCUAAGCGAGGACCAGGAACCCGCAAGUGCGCCAUUUGGGAUGGGGACUAUAUCUGCACAUGCAUUUUCUUGUAUAGUAUUUUGUUGGAAACUUGCAGUAUUUUCUUUUUGAAACAGCCCAGGCACUAUAUAUUUUCUAGAGAUUACUACUGGGAAAAAAAACUUGUUGCUUGUUUUGUGUCAUUUUAUGUCUUGGCAACACUAAUGGAUAGAUCAGGCCAGUUUUGAGGUUUAUUUCUAAUGAUCACAAAAGGCGUCCUCUUUUUAGGCUGACCUUAAACAGUUAUUUUCCUGGAUUAUCCUGUGGUGUAGGGUGUGUAAAUUCCAGCUUUAACCCCAGGUCAGACAUGGCCGCCCUGAUUUACACGCAUAUACAUUAAACAUGCUCAAUAUUUACGGCUCAUCAUGCCGUAGUGUUGGAGUAUAUGCGGAAUAUCUUGUGUAAAAGCGCAAUCUUGACGGCAUGUGGUGCCAUGAAGUGUGUGGUGUUGGGCGACGAAUGUAAUGUGUGGGGUUUGACGACUGAAGGAUGAUCCAGUGCACAAACCUGUGAAAUCUGUCAUAUCUGGUGUCUUUCACAUUUCUAUCAUCAGUUACGAUUGUAUAACUUAUACUUUGGCC